ACUCAGGAGGUUUGGACCAUUGUAACCUGCGCUCUGCCUCAUGUUAUAAUGAAUACACUGGACGACAUCCCAUUUCAGACUGUACUGGGCCCACUGCAUGAGGGAGUACCACAAGUCACAUCUCCAGAAAUCUCCAUCCCUGACUGUGUUCAGAUUCUACAAGAAACUCAGUAUGAAUUCAGGGUAGAGAAGUGGGUAUUGAGUGGGCAUGAGCUCCCUGGAGUGCCCCCCUCCUGUCCUCCGUACUGGCUGCUGUUCAGUGGCCCUCAGAACAGCCACAGGCUGAGUCUGUGGGCCCUCAGCCCUCGGCCUCGCAGCUACAGCUUGAACUCUGCAGACUCCUGGCCUCAGUGCCACAACAUCAAGUUCCUCCUGUGUGACUCCAAUGAGCACAGUUACAACAGUGAGGUCCACUAUGAGGAGUCCCCAUGUCAGAUGAUGGAGCGGCCCCGAAGUGCAGCACCUCGAGUCAAAGAGCUCUGUGGGGAGGUUAACAGACCCCGGUCUCCACAGGGGCUCAAGGCCCAUAGAAACAGCCUGCCCUCUUUCCACCAGUGCAGACCAUCUUCAGCAGAACAUAGGCCACAACAGGUCAGUCCACUGCCUCAAAAGUACUCCAAGAAGCGACGCAGGUCACUGGGUACUGGGAAGUACCCACAAAAUACAGUCCCAACUGGUGAGAGAAGACCUCAGCAACAACGCCCUUCCUCUGCAGGCUCUGUGGUCAAACACGAUAGACAGAAGGAUCUGAACUCUGAUGCUUACAGUGGGGCCUUUCUGGACACUGCAGCAGAGCUUCUGUCAGCACUCAGCCUGGAGGAGCGAGAGCUUCUCCAAACCAUCACUCAGAGAGGCUACACUUUACGGAGAGCUGUCAUGGCGCUCCACAGGACAGGUUUCAGAAGCUCAGAAAAGAUCCUAAAGUACUUGGGUGCCAGUGAGCGGCUGUGUCAGCUUGGUUAUGAUGAGGGACAAGUGGAAGAAGCUUUGGAGAUGUUUCAGAACUGUGAGAAUAAGGCUACUGAAUUCCUGCAACUGCUGACGCAGUUUAAAGAAAUGGGAUUUCAACAGAGUGCCAUCAAAGAAGUACUGCUGGUUCAUGAAAACCAUCGCGAGAAGGCUCUGGAAGAUCUCAUGACACAUAUAGGCUAAAUUAAAAUGACCACUA
Messenger RNA from Periophthalmus magnuspinnatus, 1168 nucleotides. RefSeq names its product ubiquitin-associated protein 1-like. Gene Ontology annotation, molecular function: ubiquitin binding. Lineage: Eukaryota; Metazoa; Chordata; Actinopteri; Gobiiformes; Gobiidae. The coding region runs from base 49 to 1152 and encodes 367 amino acids. Gene Ontology annotation, cellular component: ESCRT I complex. The transcript is spliced from 5 exons. The record is from RefSeq and is a predicted model, not a curated record. Gene Ontology annotation, biological process: ubiquitin-dependent protein catabolic process via the multivesicular body sorting pathway.